CGAAACAACAAAAAUACUGCUACAGUCCACGCGUGCGCACAGAGCACUAUCGGGCAUUGUGGACUGAUGUAGGGUUUUGGUUGUUUUUUGUCUGGAACCGACGAGCUGCUGGAGAACUGGGGCGGAGAAAUUGCUAGCGGGUGCCGAAGAGAUGGACUGACGCAAGACGGGCGCCAGAGGGCGCUGGCUUUGAGCACCUGUGGCCUGGCUGUCAACUCACCAUGUUCCUGGCGCGCCUGACUUCACAGCUGGUCAGGGCUGUUCCCUGGGCAGGUUUCAGUCGUUCCUGGCCUGGCUCCGGGGUGAUCGGCAGCCAUGCUUUUCAACCCCUUUACAGUUUGCAGCCUGCAAGCCUAAGUCGGGCUGCCUCCCUCCCUGGUAAGGGGUCCCAGUUGGAGCUUGAGGAGUUCCUAGUCCCCAGGAAGAUGUCCAUCAGUCCACUAGAGACCUGGUUGACUGCUCGAUACCUAUUGCCCAGACUGAAUGUUGGGGUUCCAAUGACUGUGGUUCCCUCCCACUACUACAAGUGUCCGCCCAGCCAGGAGGAGGAAGCCAAGCAGGGAGUCAGGGACGUCUGGGAUGCCAAUCCAGUGCAGUGCAAAAAUGUGCUGAAGAUCCGAAGACGGAAGAUGAACCACCACAAAUACCGUAAACUGAUCAAGAGGACACGGUUUCAACGGCGUAAAGUCCAGGAAGGACGUCUGAAGAGGAAGCAGAUCAAGUUUGAGAAAGAUUUGAAGCGCAUCUGGCUGAAGGCAGGCCUGAAGGAAGCUCCUGAGAGCUGGCAGGCCCCAAAGAUCUACAUGAAGAACAAAUGAACCUGGGGUCUCAUCCCUUUGGUCCUCUUCCUGCUGCAGACCCAUUAUAAUAAACGUUGGAAAGACUGAGUUA
Molecule: messenger RNA, 891 nt
Organism: Onychomys torridus (southern grasshopper mouse)
Lineage: Eukaryota; Metazoa; Chordata; Mammalia; Rodentia; Cricetidae
Gene: Aurkaip1
Product: aurora kinase A interacting protein 1
Exons: 4
Coding region: 222-818 (198 amino acids)
Biological process (GO): mRNA processing
Cellular component (GO): mitochondrion
Source: RefSeq, a predicted model, not a curated record